GGUGUCUCGGUGCCCGCUGUCCUGUCUGAUGACUCAGUGCCUGCUGUCGAGCUUGGUGACCCGGUGCCCGCUGUCGUGCCAGAUGACUCGGUGCCCGCUGUCGUGCCAGAUGACUCGGUGCCCGCUGUCAAGCUUGGUGACCCGGUGCCCGUUGUUCUGCCAGGUGACUCGGUGCCCGUUGUUCUGCCAGAUGACUCGCCUGAUGUGCCAGUGCCCGCUGCCCAGCCUGAUGUGCCGGUGCCUGCUGUCCCAGCCUGAUGUGCCCGUGCUGCCCAGCCUGAUGUCCCAGGUGCCCACUGCCCAGCCUGACGUCCUCUGUGCCCACUGCCCAGCCUGACGUGCCUCUGUCCGCUGCCCACUCUGCUUCUGGAACUCCUGUGUCCAGCAACCUGCCUUCCUGCGGUCUCCUGCAAAAAGAUAGGCCUAUCAGCAGGAGACCCAGUCAGUCGCUUGAUUCCGACAGUGGGAUGUCCAGCCAGUUACCGGACCCAGGCGGUGGAACAUUUGUGCCAUUACGGACUGUUUGGAGCGUCCUGAGGCCGCUCCUUGAAGGGGGGGGGGAACUGUCAGGAAUGGGCUCAGCACACGUGGUGCUGGGGCUCACCUGCCUUGUGGGCUGCAGUACCAGUGCUGGCCAGUGAGUGCUCUCAGCA
Messenger RNA from Staurois parvus, 653 nucleotides. The record is from the annotation of a GenBank genome assembly. NCBI's taxonomy places the organism in Eukaryota, Metazoa, Chordata, Amphibia, Anura, Ranidae.